Chironomus riparius is the source of this 1329-nucleotide messenger RNA. NCBI's taxonomy places the organism in Eukaryota, Metazoa, Arthropoda, Insecta, Diptera, Chironomidae. The record is from the annotation of a GenBank genome assembly.
AUGAACAUAUAUAAUACCGAAUCAAAUUAUUAUAGAAUGUUAGUCACAAGAAAGCUACAGACAUGUCCUGACAUGUCAAAUUUACCUUCAGAUAAAGCAAUCGAAUUGCGAAAUUUUAUAAACCGUUUGGGCAACAUUUAUGGAACAAACUUUCCUAACGCAAAAAUGAUGUCACCAAGGCUUUUCGGUAGUAUCAUAUUAUGCAUUACUAUGUUAAUAAUGCAAGGAAAUGGAUUCAUUCUUAUUUGGCCUGACAUUCUCAAAAUCUGCAACUCUAUAUUGUUGGAAUCAAUUGCCCUGCAGCUAAUGAUAAGAUUGUUCAAUCGAUUUGUACGAGAUGACGAAAAUACUACAUUGUUGAUUCAAAAGAGCAUCAAUAUUUUUUACAUGCGUGAAGAGAAAGUCAUACAAAACAGAAUAGCUUUAGAUUCUCAUAUUAAAACACUCAAAAUUGCACUGAAAGCAUACCUUACAAUUGGGCUGAUAACUUAUACUGUGCCAUCAAUAUCUGCUCUUAUCUAUUCAAUGAUCUACAAAGAGUUCUUCUUAUUUGUGCCAUUUUAUGUGCCAUUUACAGAUCCUGAACGUUUCAUGUUCGAUUUUCUUUUAAAUACUUUAAUUUUGGUUCUUGGAAGCUUGCUAAUUGGAAUUAUCAUGAUAUCAGGAGAUUUAUUCAAUCUAUACUUUAUUUUACAAACAAUCCCAAUGGUCAACAUGAUUAGGAUUAAAAUAAGAAAUUUUGGAAGUGAAAUUGAAAAGUUUCAAGAAACACAACGCAAAAAGUACAAUUUGUUCAUCAAGUCUAUUCCAUCGUCAUCGACAAAAGCUAAAACAUUAGAAAUAAUUUUCUACAAACGGCAUCAACAGGAAUUAAUGAAAAUUGAAAAGCAUCUCGUCACAGUCAUCCAAGACUCUCAAAACUAUGACGAAUAUGUAAAAAUGAAUGAAUCCUUUAUCGAGAUGACAACUUUUGUUGCUGUCUCACUGAAUUCUUUGUCGAUGGGACUAGCUAUUCUACUUGCUUACAUUUUCUCAAUAACCAUCGGAGUCUCAACUUUUUUACUUUUUUUCAUUGAAGUGUUGCUGCCAUGUCUUUUGGGUAGCAUCGUGUCAUAUCAAAAUGAGAAGCUUCUGAAGGAAUUUUGUUCAUUUCCUUGGUAUGAACUGUCAAUUCCUAGUCAGAAAAUAUUUCUGCAGCACAUUCAUAUGUGUCAAAAUUUAGCUAAAUUGACUGUUCCAAUCUUCGGUGAACUAGAAAUGGAACUGUUUGCUCAAAUAUUGAACGAAGCUUAUGCAUAUUUGAUGUUCAUUUUAAACUUUGUUCAUUGA